CAGGAUUUAACACGUGAGCCAAUCAAAUUUCCGAAUUAUAUUCAGAUAUAUAUAUAUAAACGUGAAAUGGUAUCAAUCCUAGUAGUGUAUGUAAAUAUACAGCAACAGUCGCGAAUAUAAUAUACAUCGACUUUUUUUAAACGAAAAGAAAGAAUUAUUCUAUACUUUAAGUUUGAUCAACGGGACAUCUUAUAGUCAUGGGGAGUGGCAUCAGCAAAGCGUCAUAUACCAUUACGGUUAAGACUGGAGACCAAAAGGGAUCGGGGACAGAUGUUAAUGUCUAUAUCAUUCUGCAUGGAAAAGGUGUCCAGACAAACGAGUGCAAACUUGAUAACUUUUUUAAAAACGAUUUUGAAAGAGGUGAGGUUGAUAGAUUUUCUAUUGAUUCCGAGGUCAACAUGUCUGAAGUCCAGAGGAUUGAAUUACGCCGAGACAAUUGUGGUUUGUACAGUAACUGGUAUUUAGAUUGGAUUGAAGUUACCAAUAAGAAAAAAAGCAUUACAUACAUAUUCCCUGCAAUGAAAUGGAUCAAAGCCAAUGGUCGUUACUUUUUCAAUCACCACACAUGUUUACCACAGGAUGAUCUAUUCUUAGAAACAAGAAAAUUAGAGCUACAGGCCAUGCAGGCUGAAUAUCAGCUGCAAGUGAAGACAACACCUAAUAUAUUCUUAGAAACAAGAAAAUUAGAGCUACAGGCCAUGCAGGCUGAAUAUCAGCUGCAAGUGAAGACAACACCUAAUAUGGCUGGAUUACCUGCUCAGGUAAAAACAUUACCAGAAGAUGAGAAAUUUUCAUUCCAUUACGAAGCCAACUUUGCUUUAGAAGGCAUAUCAUUAAAAGCAGAAAGCUUCAAGCUAAUGCUGAUGAACAAAUGUGAAUGGGAAGAUUUUGAAGACGUGAAGACUGUGUAUACUAAAGCUUUUGGAGUUCCAGAGAGUUCAAAAUACUUCAACGACGAUGCUCACUUUGGACGACAGAGAAUCAGCAGUUUAAACUCGUUAUUAAUAGAACUUUGCACAACGAUUCCACAAAAAUUUGGAGUUACUGAAGAUAUGAUCAAGCCAUUCCUAGAAGGCAAGACAAUAUCACAAGCAAUGGACGGAAAUAAAUUGUUCAUUGUAGACCUAGCAAUAUUAGAAGACUGUCCAACUCAGCGAAAAGACCUUGUAAUGACUUGUCCCUUGGCUCUGUUUUAUUUUAACGAUGACAAAAAACUAAUGCCAAUAGCCAUACAGCUGUUCCAACAGAAAGGACCGACUAAUCCGGUAUUCCUACCGUCAGACCCAGAGUACACCUGGAUGUCGGCAAAGAUGUGGUACAGCCUAGCUGACUCUACAUACCACCAAGCUCUUACUCAUCUAAAUUACACUCACUUGAUGAUGGAAGGAAUAAGUGUUGCAACGAAAAGACAUCUUGCUCUACCGCAUCCAAUUUUGAAAUUACUAGAUCCACAUUUUUUGUAUCUUAUGGCUAUAGAUAGUCUUGCACUUGUCGCGUUGAUAAACCGUGAUGGAAUCAUAGACACAAAUUCAAAUGCAGGAAUAGACGGCCAUUUUGAUAUAAUGAGAAAGAGUAUGUUUUUUUGGAAAUUGGACUUACAUGGAACACUUCCAGAGGAUUUAAAAAGUCGAGGGGUACUUGAUCCAUCCAUACUUACUGGGGCCUAUCAUAUGAGAGAUGAUGCUCUGUUGUUAUAUGACGCCAUCAAAACAUACGUGGAGAAAUAUGUAUUGCUUUACUAUUCUUCACAAAAUUCAUUGACUGCAGAUUAUGAGUUACAGAAUUGGGGAGCAGAACUUGUAAAAUCAAGGGAUGAUGGCGGAGUCGGAAUUCUGGGAGUUCCAGGAAAUGGUAUAUUCAAUACAACAGAUCAACUUGUUAUAACACUGACAGCCAUUAUCUACACGUGCAGUGCUGGUCAUGCCGCAGCCAACUUCCCACAGUAUGACGAAUAUGGUGCUCCAUUUAACUACCCAUACUAUCUGUCUGGAGUUCCUCCUAAAGACAAGAGUCCAGUCACUAAAGAAACCAUCCUAAAGACUAUUCCGAACAGAGACACACUUCUACAGAUCAUGACAGUCACAAAAGUUCUCAGUGAGAAGGCAACGAAAAGUCUUGGUGAUUUUGAGAAACAGUUUAUUGUUGACCAAAAAGCAGUAAAAGUUGUUGAAGAGUUUCGACAUUCAUUACGAGAAGUUGGAAAAACCAUAGAGUCAAGAAACAAAAAGAGGAAAUAUCCAUAUGAAUGGCUUCUUCCAAAGUCAAUACCUAAUGCCAUAAGCAUUUAAUCACUCACUUAUUAACUGAAUUUACACACAAUAUUAUUUCUUCACCCUAUAGUUAAUAAAUCUUGGAUAAUUCAAAUGUAUUAAAUAUAUUUGAAACUAUGUUUUUAAGGUAGUUUUGGACAUGAAA
Mytilus trossulus (common blue mussel) is the source of this 2415-nucleotide messenger RNA. Its product is annotated as allene oxide synthase-lipoxygenase protein-like. The coding region runs from base 198 to 2288 and encodes 696 amino acids. Gene Ontology annotation, biological process: lipid oxidation. The record is from RefSeq and is a predicted model, not a curated record. The transcript is spliced from 18 exons. Gene Ontology annotation, molecular function: protein binding; oxidoreductase activity, acting on single donors with incorporation of molecular oxygen, incorporation of two atoms of oxygen; metal ion binding. Lineage: Eukaryota; Metazoa; Mollusca; Bivalvia; Mytilida; Mytilidae.